CACUUCCGUUUCACUGCAACCGUCAUGGAGAAUGAGUAACCGUUAGGGAAAAGGCUAGCUUUUUUGUAGUAUACAAGCUAGCAUCAAUCCUUUUCUACCUUUCUUUUUUUUGUAAGGAAACAAUUAAGCGAACGUUUCGAGCUCAACGAUUUGAAAUGAAUAUUAUUCCGAAGCGGGCCGCCCUUAAGGUUACAACCGGAGUCAUGAGCUGUAUUAUCCUUCCUCAAAAUGGAGUCGUGGAGGGACCAAUUCACUACGGCUCAGUAGAAUCUUCCCCGCAGAUUCCCAUGGGCUCAACCAUAGUCUCUCACAACGGGAAUGUCGGUUCAAGCGAUCCACCUAAAAGGCCCAAGAGCUUGGAAGUCAACUCGGCAAACGGGUAUUCAACAAAAACCUGUCAGGAGGACAGCGACAACGACCACGGCUCUCUGCCGUACACUCCGGAGUCGCCGACGGACAGUGAAAUCAGCAUCUCCAGUUGCCCAGCAGGGGAUGAAGUGUUGGACAGUGAUACCAGGGAACUCAUUUUACAGUUUCUGAGAGACUAUACUGAACUUUCGAGACCACGGUGGAAUGAAAACAAAGCACUAUCAACCAUGAAGAGAGUCGUGGGAGACGUUUUGGAUAAACACAGAUUCGCAUACAAUGGUAUGAUCAACAAAUUGUCAUUGGAUAAGAGAGGGGAAGAUGUGACAUUUGUCUGUGCAGUAGCCAAGAACCUCUUCGCAGACGGCACUACGAACUGGGGUCGUAUCACCAGCCUGGUGGCCUUCGGGGCAGUGGUGUGUCAACACCUGAAGGACACAGGCAGGAAAAACUGUGUGGAGCAGGUUGGGCAGGAGAUCUGUGCAUACCUGCUGUCUGACCAGCGGGAGUGGCUUGUGAAAAACAAUUCCUGGGAGGGCUUUGUAGAGUUCUUUCGAGUAUCAGACCCAGAAUCGACCGUGAGGAACGCACUCCUUGGCAUUGCUGGAUUUGCUGGCAUCGGGGCAACACUGGCCCUGUUGAUCAGGUGAAUUUGGACAGUUUUGAGACCUGUUCUCAAAUGCUGGACGCUUCUUCUUUUAACAAACUUUGGUUUGGACUUGAGAAGAUGGAAAUGAAAGCUUAAUUCAAGCUUCAGUCAUAAGAUGGUCACACCAGUGGUUACCUUAAUCUUUACUUUGGGCUCAUUCCACGCACACCUGGAAGAAAGGAAUGAACUUUUCAUUCAGCAGUCAACCUUCAAACAAUUAGGUUUUAUUUAAUUUACAAAGAGGUCUAUUUUUCUAAUAAAUGUAAAAUGUUUCUAUGCAAAUUGAAAUGGUAAUGGGAAGUCAGUUGACCUGAUUUUUUUUUUUUUUUUUUUUUGCUUGAUUUUUUCUUUGAUCAUGUUUACGUGUUCCUGAUUAUAAAAAAAAAAAAAUUCCCUGGCAUUAAGGGUGUUUGAAUGCAAGCGCCUGGCCAAAGCAGGAAAGUACAGCUGCGUUUUUCCAUGUCAUGCGGUCAUGAAACCCAUUUUCAUAGAGCCCAUUCAUAACCCCUGGAUUGUUUGUAUGGAUGCCUGCAGCAUGUGAAGGGAGGAGGGGCUGAAUUUGCAUGAGUGUAGUUCUGCUUCCUUGUUAUGAAAAUAUUGGAUCUGUGCUAGGAGACAAGAGCAACCACAUGCAGGACUUAUGGCUGUACAGGAGCCUGGAAAGUUUGAGUCUGUUGGAAGAAAUGAACAUGGACUGUGAGCUGGGAAGAUACAGAUUGUGCUGGCCAGCACCAGAGCUGACAGUAGGGGGAAGAAUAUUAGUAAACAAAGGAAGAAAGCAGACAACGUUUAAUAGUACAGAUCCAGUUGUAAGCUAACAAAUCUGUAUAGGUUGCACAAAAUAAAUAAGAGAACAUAUAA
Toxotes jaculatrix (banded archerfish) is the source of this 1876-nucleotide messenger RNA. RefSeq names its product MCL1 apoptosis regulator, BCL2 family member b (gene mcl1b). NCBI's taxonomy places the organism in Eukaryota, Metazoa, Chordata, Actinopteri, Toxotidae. The record is from RefSeq and is a predicted model, not a curated record. The coding region runs from base 156 to 1016 and encodes 286 amino acids. The transcript has 3 exons. Gene Ontology annotation, cellular component: mitochondrial outer membrane. Gene Ontology annotation, biological process: intrinsic apoptotic signaling pathway in response to DNA damage; extrinsic apoptotic signaling pathway in absence of ligand; positive regulation of apoptotic process. Gene Ontology annotation, molecular function: protein homodimerization activity; channel activity; protein heterodimerization activity.